UGAAAGUUGGCUGCAAUGCUCCGCUCGGCCAAUCAUGUAGCGCGUAGAUGGCGCCACUGUGCCGACGCGAGCCGACCCAAGCUAGCUUGCACUGGGAACAUUUUGUUCGAGCUCCAUACAUUUCUUCUGGUUCUCUACGUCUACAGUUUGGUUGUGCACCAGUUCAAAAAUAAUUUCAAAAUUUUUGCCAUCAGGAAAAAAGUUAAAAUGACGGACAAGCCGAAGCGUCCUAUGUCAGCUUAUAUGCUGUGGUUAAACAGUGCGAGGGAGCAAAUUAAGGCUGAAAACCCUGGCCUUAAGGUUACUGAAAUAGCCAAAAAGGGAGGAGAAAUAUGGAAAUCCAUGAAGGACAAGAGUGUAUGGGAGGAAAAGGCAGCAAAGGCCAAAGAACAGUAUGCUAAGGAUUUAGAAUCGUACAACGCUAACGGCGGCGGUGGUGAUGGUGGCGAAAAGAAGGCUCAAAAGAGAGGAAAGAAGGCCAAGAAAGCGGCGCCAGCUAAAUCCAAGAAAAAGAAGGAAGAGUCUGAAGAGGAGGAGGGUGAGGAGGAGGAUGAAGAAAGUGAUUGAUCUCCCAAUCAAUAAGGCAUUACUGUUCAUAUUGAAUAAUUUACUGGACUUAAUUUAUUACAAAGUAAAAAUGGGACUGACUUUCCAAAGUCUGUAUGGAAUUCAAUUAUAUUAAUGUUUAUGGAGUUGAAAUCUGUUAAAUAAUAACAUUUAGGCUCAUGUUUCUUAUGUAUUACACCAGAAUAUUUGGUCCACAAGGAAUUGUUGAUUGUUUUGCAAUGUGUUGUUUGCAUACUAUAUUUUGUAGUAUUAUUACUCAGUGGUGAUUAUAUGUUGUAGGACUGCAGAGUUUGGAAAGUUCUGCCACAGGCUAGGGUCUAGGUUUCUAAGCCGAAAAAAAAUAAUGUUAAGUGUUAGCAUGUAUACACCGGGGAAUUGUACAGUUAGCCCUCCCUCGUUAAGUUCGCUGUGACGUCAUGGUAGCUCAUUUGUAAGAUGUACUACUGGUUUUAUCAAAACUUGUAUGUCUGCAAUACGACAUGAUGUCUACCAUAUAAAGUGUUUUUAUUUGAAGCCGUGCUUUGAAUUGAUUUUACCAUACUUUAGUUUACUGCAUAAGUGUGCACUCUGGACAUUACAUUUUUGGUCUAACUAAUAUCAACAUGUAAAAUAAGAGACUAUUUCAUGGAAGGAUGUGAUGCCACUUGUUGUUAAACCUACCUCUUCUCAUUGUAAAUUCAAUGCUUAUAAUGGUACCAAACUUUAAGCUAAGAACAGACACGGCGGUGUCUCCCGCCGGGCAAUUUAAAUAAUUUAGGAAAUUGAUGUGUAUGUUGUAUUUUUAGUUAGUUAAUAGGUAGGUUUUCGAUGUGAUUUGUCUCUUAAAUUUUACAUUUGUGUUAUUUUGUAAAUGAGAAUUAGCAUUCCUCAUGUCAAUACGGAUUUUACAUGUUCAAUAAAGUAAUUUCAUAUAAAAAUUAUUCUAUUUUUC
Manduca sexta (tobacco hornworm) is the source of this 1498-nucleotide messenger RNA. RefSeq names its product high mobility group protein D-like. The record is from RefSeq and is a predicted model, not a curated record. Lineage: Eukaryota; Metazoa; Arthropoda; Insecta; Lepidoptera; Sphingidae. Gene Ontology annotation, molecular function: transcription cis-regulatory region binding.